CUUACAACCUAGACUUCCAGUAAUGCCAUCUCAGAAGCAGAUCUUACAUCACAUCAGAGCCAAACAUUGAUAACAAGCCUCAUGACGUUUAGGCAACACGUACAACUAAGUGCUAAGUUAAUAUCUUGUAGAAAAACCUACAUAAUGUCAAAAAAGCCACCAUAAUGUCAAAAUGUCAAAAAAGCGGCAUAAUGUCACUUUUCAAGAUUUCAAGAUACGUGAUACCCGUCCGAAAUCAUCUCUCAUCUCUAGAACUGUCAUCUAUCGUAAAACUAACCUCACUUUUUGUAUUUACCAUAACUUCUUUUCUUCAAUUUUCAGCGUCCGUUUGUUUAUAAAAACAUUUGUUACCAAAAUAUCAUAGAAGCCUAAUAAUAAUGUAUUCAGUCCUUUUAAAAAAGGAAAAUGCACACGACGAAGCUAUAUGGAGCUGUGCCUGGGGCAGAUACAGUAGUGAAAAAAAGAAAAAGAAUGAAAAUGAAGAAAAUCAGGAUGAGAAGUCUAGAGAUUCCAUCAUGUCUGAUGAGCCUCCAAUAGACUACAUAGUUACUGGAGGGGUGGAUGAUCUAGUUAAAGUUUGGGAACUCCAGGAUGACCGACUCGUACUUAAACAUAAGCUGGAGGGCCAUUCCCUGGGUGUAGUCUCGGUUGCAGUAAGCAAUAAUGGAAAACUGUGUGCUUCAAGUUCUCUGGAUUCCAGUAUGAGGUUAUGGGACUUGGAAAAGGGAGAAAAAAUUACAAAUAUUGACGUUGGUCCACUGGACCUAUGGACAGUUGCAUUUAGUCCUGAUGAUAAGUAUAUUAUUUCUGGUUCUCAUGCUGGGUUGAUAACAGCAUACAGUGUAGAAACUACAAAAGCUGAACACACAUUUGGGAGCAGAGGAAAGUUUACAUUGAGUAUAGCUUAUAGUCCAGAUGGAAGAUACAUUGCCAGUGGUGCACUGGAUGGUAUCAUCAACAUAUUUGAUGUGCAUUCAAAUAAAUUGUGGCAUGCCUUGGAAGGACAUGCCAUGCCUAUAAGAUCUCUUUGCUUUUCUCCAGAUUCUCAGCUUCUAUUGACUGCCUCAGAUGAUGGACACAUGAAACUUUAUGAUGUGCAACAUACAACAAAUGUCGUAUGGGCAUUAUCAGGCCAUGCAUCUUGGGUACUCAGUGUAGCUUUCUCACCAGAUGGAAAAUAUUUUGCUUCUGGCAGCUCUGAUAAAACUGUAAAGGUGUGGGAUGUUGCUUCAAAACAGUGUAUACAUACCUUCAAGGAACAUAAUGACCAGGUUUGGGGUGUCAAGUACAGUCCAGAUGGCAGCAAAAUAAUGUCUGUAUCUGAAGACAGGAGUAUCAAUAUUUACAGUUGCCCACCAUAGUAUUAAGUUUAUAUUUAUGUGACAAUAAAGUGAUUUUUGUAACAUUUCUUUUUAAGUACAAACAAAAAA
Messenger RNA from Acanthoscelides obtectus, 1430 nucleotides. The record is from the annotation of a GenBank genome assembly. Lineage: Eukaryota; Metazoa; Arthropoda; Insecta; Coleoptera; Chrysomelidae.